CAAGGAGGUGUCCUCUGAACCCCUAGUGUCUUAGCAGGGAUUCAAACCCGUGCCAGCCUGUUCUUUGCCAAACUGUCUCCACUGCCUCUGAUCGCCACCCCCCAGUCCCAAAGCACUAGUCCAGAACAGCUCUCCCUUUGUCUGAAGGACACUGUGACUUCCUUGUUACGUCACUCACUCAGUCACAAUUGGGCUGAGAGCAGAAUGUGGCCCGGCCCACCAGGUCCCCAGGGCAGCCCUGCCAGCCCAGCAGGCCCGGCUUUGCCACACAGGCACCAUGGAGUACCCGCUGGGGCUGCUGGUGGACGACCCCGCGUUUUCUUUCCUGGUGCUCUGGCUCUGCCUGCCCGUGGGCUUGCUGUUGGUCUUGCUGAUCGUCUGGCUACGCUUCUUACUUAGCCUAGAUUCAGAGGGAAAUGACUCGGAUUUAUGCUUUUACUGGGAGCCCUCGAGGCUUAUGUUUUGCUGUGAGGGGACACUUAAUAGCCAAGAGGAGGAGAAGCCCUGCGCUGAGCCUUUUCAUGUUGUGCAUGUGCUCAACAGUUUUGUGUUAAGGGCCAGCUUCAUGGGUGAUAACCUGUGUAGUUCCAUGAAGUCCCAUGAGCAGAAGAGCCUCAUGCUUGGUUUAAUGUUCUGCUGUUACUUGUCUUAAAAUUCUUAAUUUUUGAAUGAGAGGCUUCACAUGUUCAUUUUUUAUUGGGCCACAGAUAAUGUAGCCUGGCCUCUUUGUGUAUAAUUAGUGGGGUAAGAAAAGGAGAUUUUUUUGGACUCUGCUCAAGAAUCCUGUCCCAUUUAUAUAGAGCCCACCUCAUUGUGUAUCUGUUCCUCUCUCACUCUUUCACUCCAUUGUCC
Messenger RNA from Suricata suricatta (meerkat), 852 nucleotides. It is a transcript of the gene ADIG, whose product is annotated as adipogenin. The coding region runs from base 278 to 652 and encodes 124 amino acids. Gene Ontology annotation, biological process: white fat cell differentiation; brown fat cell differentiation. The transcript has 2 exons. The record is from RefSeq and is a predicted model, not a curated record. Gene Ontology annotation, cellular component: nucleus; cytoplasm; lipid droplet. NCBI's taxonomy places the organism in Eukaryota, Metazoa, Chordata, Mammalia, Carnivora, Herpestidae.